AUGUCGGCUGCAGUCACCUCCCACGCCGCGGCCACAACCACCGCCCAGCCCAACACCGCCUCCCUCUCCAGCAUCGGCAACGCAGCAGCUUCCGCCAGCGCUCUCGGCAUCCAGUCCUUCUACCAAUCCAAGAUCCGAUCCUACGAGAUCCUCAUCAACCAAAAGACCCAGAACCUCCGCCGUCUUGAAGCACAAAGAAACGCCCUCAAUGCGCGCGUACGCCUCUUGCGCGAAGAGCUCCAGCUCCUCCAGGAGCCUGGCUCCUACGUCGGCGAAGUCGUAAAAGUCAUGGGCAAGAAAAAGGUGCUCGUCAAGGUGCAGCCAGAGGGCAAAUACGUCGUCGACAUCGCUUCCGACAUCGACAUCUCCACCCUCACCCCCACCCUCCGCGUCGCCCUCCGCUCCGACUCCUACACCCUCCACAAGGUGCUCCCCAACAAGAUCGACCCCCUCGUCUCCCUCAUGAUGGUCGAAAAGGUGCCCGACUCUACAUACGAGAUGGUCGGCGGUCUCGACCGCCAGAUCAAGGAGAUCAAGGAGGUCAUCGAGCUUCCCGUCAAGCAUCCCGAACUCUUUGAGGCUCUUGGAAUCGCUCAGCCAAAAGGUGUACUCCUCUACGGCCCUCCCGGUACCGGCAAGACGCUUCUCGCCCGUGCCGUCGCACACCACACCGACUGCCGCUUCAUCCGCGUAUCCGGCUCCGAGCUCGUCCAAAAGUACAUCGGAGAAGGCUCGCGCAUGGUGCGAGAGCUCUUUGUCAUGGCGCGAGAGCACGCCCCCUCGAUCAUCUUUAUGGACGAGAUCGACAGCAUCGGAUCGUCCCGAGGCGACGGCGGCUCGCGAGGCGGCGAUUCCGAGGUGCAGCGAACCAUGCUCGAGCUGCUCAACCAGCUCGAUGGCUUCGAAGGCACCAAGAACAUCAAGGUCAUCAUGGCCACCAACCGCAUCGACAUUCUCGACUCGGCCCUCCUCCGCCCCGGCCGCAUCGACCGCAAGAUCGAGUUCCCUCCCCCGGGCCCCGAGGCACGUGUCUCGAUCCUGCGCAUCCACAGCCGAAAGAUGUCGUUGCAGCGCGGCAUCAACCUCCGCGCGCUCGCCGAAAAGAUGGGCCAGUGCUCCGGCGCCGAGGUGCGCGGCAUCUGCACCGAAGCCGGCAUGUACGCCUUGAGGGAACGCCGCCAGCACGUCUCGCACGAAGACUUUGAACUCGCCAUCGCAAAGGUCCUCCGCCGCGCACAAGCCUCGUCCGAGACUUCGGUCAACAAGCUCUUCAUAUGA
Moesziomyces antarcticus is the source of this 1278-nucleotide messenger RNA. RefSeq names its product 26S protease regulatory subunit 6B. The record is from RefSeq and is a predicted model, not a curated record. NCBI's taxonomy places the organism in Eukaryota, Fungi, Basidiomycota, Ustilaginomycetes, Ustilaginales, Ustilaginaceae. Gene Ontology annotation, cellular component: proteasome regulatory particle, base subcomplex. The transcript has a single exon. Gene Ontology annotation, biological process: proteasome-mediated ubiquitin-dependent protein catabolic process. The coding region runs from base 1 to 1278 and encodes 425 amino acids. Gene Ontology annotation, molecular function: proteasome-activating activity; ATP hydrolysis activity; ATP binding.